Dipodomys ordii (Ord's kangaroo rat) is the source of this 1365-nucleotide messenger RNA. RefSeq names its product hydroxysteroid (11-beta) dehydrogenase 1 (gene Hsd11b1). Gene Ontology annotation, cellular component: endoplasmic reticulum membrane; intracellular membrane-bounded organelle. The transcript is spliced from 7 exons. The coding region runs from base 83 to 961 and encodes 292 amino acids. Gene Ontology annotation, biological process: steroid catabolic process. Lineage: Eukaryota; Metazoa; Chordata; Mammalia; Rodentia; Heteromyidae. Gene Ontology annotation, molecular function: steroid binding; 11-beta-hydroxysteroid dehydrogenase (NADP+) activity. The record is from RefSeq and is a predicted model, not a curated record.
GCAAAAGAGGAAAGGAGUUCAAUAAAAAAGAAGUCAAACCUACUUGGAACCUCACGGACUCCUUGGGCCAGUUCCCUGUCUGAUGGCUUUUAUGAACAAAUAUGUGCUCUCUCUUCUGGUGCUCUUCUUGGCCUUCUACUACUAUUCUGAAAAUGAAGAAUUCAAACCAGAGAUGCUCCAAGGAAAGAAAGUGAUUGUGACAGGGGCCAGCAAGGGGAUUGGAAGAGAAAUAGCUUAUCAUCUGGCAAAAAUGGGGGCCCAUGUGGUGGUGACAGCAAGGUCAAAAGAAACUCUACAAAAGGUGGUAUCCCACUGCCUAGAACUUGGCGCAGCCUCAGCACACUACAUUGCUGGCACCAUGGAAGACAUGGCAUUUGCAGAACAAUUUGUUGCUAAAGCAGGAAAACUCCUGGGAGGACUAGACAUGCUUAUUCUCAACCACAUCACCAACUCUUCAUUGAGUCCUUUUCAUGAUGAUAUCCACUAUGUGCGAAAAAGCAUGGAGGUCAACUUUUUCAGUUACGUGGUCCUAACCGUAGCCGCCUUGCCCAUGCUGAAACAAAGCAAUGGAAGCAUUGCUGUCGUCUCUUCAAUGGCAGGGAAAAUCUCUCAACCUCUGAUUGCUGCCUACUCUGCAAGCAAGUUUGCUCUGGAUGGAUUCUUCUCUUCUAUUAGGAAAGAACACUCACUUCUGAAGGUCAAUGUGUCAAUCACUCUCUGUAUCCUUGGCCUCAUAGACACAGACACAGCUAUGGAAGCAAUCGCUGGGGUAAUGAAUUUAAGCCCAGCUCCAAAGGAAGAGUGUGCACUGGAGAUCAUCAAAGGGGCAGCUCUACGUCAAGAUGAACUAUACUAUGACAAGUCACGCUGGACCAUAUUCCUUCUUGGCAAUCCAGGGAGGAAAAUCUUGGAGUUUUUCUCACUGAAGAACUAUAAUAUGGAAAAGUUUAUAAAAACCUAAGAACCCCCUUUAGGCUCAGCAAGGUAAGGGACUUGGUAGCUGUUCUACCCCAUAUUUCUCUGAAUUCUCUCCAUGAAAAGCAUCCUUCAGGGGGAUAGCUAGGAUAUCCCUGGAGACACACAUCACAAUUAGAAGGCGUUCCUCUAACAAUCUGCACAGUGGAAAUGUAAUUAUAAUAAACCUAUGCACCACUCUGCAACCUGAAACUGCGAAAUUAUGAAUGACCAUAGAUAUAAUGACAAAGUAGUUAUAUCAGAUUUACUCCUUGUAUGUCAUAUGAUGAUGCUUAAGACAAUAUUAGUUGUAAUAAAGAUCAACUUUAUAAAUUCAAAACUGAUAGGUAUCAUUUGAGUUCAUUUGCUAUUGAUCAUGUAAAAAUCAUAAGCUAUACAAAUAAAGUUUUU